Morus notabilis is the source of this 1523-nucleotide messenger RNA. RefSeq names its product transcription factor MYBS3. The record is from RefSeq and is a predicted model, not a curated record. Gene Ontology annotation, biological process: response to ethylene; response to gibberellin; response to auxin. NCBI's taxonomy places the organism in Eukaryota, Viridiplantae, Streptophyta, Magnoliopsida, Rosales, Moraceae. Gene Ontology annotation, molecular function: DNA binding.
UUGUCCCUCUCUUUCUCCUCUUCUCUCUCAUCACCAGCGAAAGCUUUCGCUGAGGAAGAGAGAGAGAGAUCGAUCAAGCACAAGCAGAAACCAAAACCAAACCCAAAAAAAGCCCUAACCAGCAAAAAUCCCAAUAUUCUUCUUUCAGAUAAUGUAAUUCGGAUAUUCGGAUCCGAUCCGAAUCGCCUUCUUCCUUAGUUUGCCGGCCCCCACCAAAACCUUCCGAUUCCGAUUCGGCGAGUUGACACGCCAUGACUCGGAGGUGCUCGCAUUGCAGCCACAAUGGGCACAACUCAAGGACGUGCCCUAACCGCGGAGUGAAGCUCUUCGGGGUCCGAUUGACCAAAAAAAGCUUGUCCGACGGGUCGAUCGGGAAGAGCGCCAGUAUGGGAACCCUCAGCCACUACGCCGGGUCGGGUUCGACUCCAGGCGGGCCCAACGUCCCUGGAUCUCCCGGAGAGACUCCGGACCACGGCGGAGCCGCCGACGGGUACGCCUCGGAGGAUUUCGUGCCCGGGUCGUCGUCCAGUAGCCGCGAACGGAAGAAAGGUGUUCCUUGGACUGAGGAAGAACAUAGGAUGUUUCUACUUGGAUUACAGAAGCUUGGAAAAGGCGAUUGGCGUGGAAUUGCACGCAAUUAUGUUAUAUCAAGGACACCCACUCAAGUGGCCAGCCAUGCUCAGAAAUAUUUUAUUCGGCAGACCAAUGUAUCCAGGAGAAAAAGACGAUCCAGCCUUUUUGAUAUUGUGGCAGAUGAAUCAGCUGAUGCCCCAAUGGUGCCUCGAGACUUCUUGUCUGUCAACCAACCACAAAUGGAACUGCCAAACGAGAACACAUCGCUUGAUCCUCCUGCUAUCGAUGAAGAAUGUGAAUCGAUGGAUUCUACUAACUCAAAUGAUGGAGAACCCGUCCCUUUGAAUCCUGAUAGCUCACAGACCUGCUACCCUAUAAUUUAUCCUGCGUAUGUCUCACCAUUUUUCCCAUUUCCAAUUCCAUUUUGGUCUGGAUAUGAUAAUGGCACAGAACAAAACAAGGAGACUCAUGAGGUGGUCAAGCCAACAGCAGUUCAUUCAAAGAGCCCAAUCAAUGUCGAUGAGCUUGUGGGCAUGUCAAAACUGAGUUUAGGAGAUUCUAUUGGUAAUGCCGGUCCGUCCCCCCUUUCGCUGAAGCUUCUCGAAGGUUCGUCUAGGCAGUCGGCCUUCCACGCCAAUCCAGGCUCUAGCAGUUCAAACAUGAAUUCUAGUGGCAGUCCAAUCCAUGCAGUUUAACUGGAAGUGAUUUCUGAACUAAGAUUGUAGAUCAACCAAGUGGUGUGGAUGAGCACUACAGGUUGUUGUUAAUACAAGACUAAUAAUAUGUGCAGUCUCGUUUGGGUUUCAGUUAUAUUUUCUCGUGGGAUCAAAUUAAUAAGUUUAGUUAUUUUUUUUUUUGUUUAAACUUUAUUUAGGUUUCUGUUUUUACUCUUUAGGCUAUAGUAUCUUUUUACUACAAGUUAUUUAAUCUGUUAUUUGCUUGUGCUUGAA